AUGAAUAAAUUACCCGGUGUUUAUAUUGUAAGCCUAUUUCUGCUGAAUUUCGUCUGCUUUUUCUCCCCGAUUUCCUCACAACCGGUUAUACAGCAGACUUUAAUAAUUGAUGCUGCACCUUCGGUGGUCUCAUAUCAGGGGUCUUCACAAAACUAUGCUCAUUUAGUUAUAUCACCACGUGGUCGUGCUUUAGGCUAUGUAGCACCCACAAAUCUUAAUCACACAGUCCAUCAUACGGAAAAGGUGAAAGACAAUUUGGAUUUCUUGGAUAUACGACCGAUUUAUAUGCAUAAUUAGUGU
Messenger RNA from Lucilia sericata (common green bottle fly), 300 nucleotides. RefSeq lists its product as uncharacterized. The record is from RefSeq and is a predicted model, not a curated record. The coding region runs from base 1 to 297 and encodes 98 amino acids. Lineage: Eukaryota; Metazoa; Arthropoda; Insecta; Diptera; Calliphoridae. The transcript has 2 exons.